AUGGAGAACGACGAGCUGUUUGUGAGCUCAUCGGCUCUCCAUGCACAGCAACUGGCCGGAAAACACGCAUCUUCGAAGGACCGCCCAUUGCAGAUUCAUACUGAACCGCUAUUGGUCACAGACUCGGACGAUGAGCCAGAGCUCCCACGCGACAUAGACGACUUAGAUACCCGACCGCGAUGGAGACAAGCACACAUUUGUUGGCUGCUACCAUUUGGCCUGCUUUUCAUGCUGGGAUUUGGUGGUCUCGCAGUGCCCAAGAUCAAUUUGAUCAUGUCCUUGAUUUGCCGCGACCAUUUUGCCGAGAAGGCGCUCAAAGAACCUGCUUUUACAUACCUGCCUGUCAUUUUCGGUGACGACAAUGCCCAGUGCCGAACCCCCGAAAUUUCGGCCCUUGUCGCCCAAUUUCAGCUUUAUCUCAACCUGAUCACCGGCAUCGUGUCGGCAUUGGUUAGUCCUCGAUUGGGCCAAAUGUCCGAUCGUUAUGGUAGAACCACAUUGAUUGCAUUGGGCGCUAUGGGCGCCGUGCUUAGUGAGGUCAUAUCCUGCAUUCUGGCGACAUGGCCCGAAAAGAUGUCGAUCAAUGUGUUUUUGAUUGGUGCUUUGAUGGAUGGGUUAGGUGGCUCAUUCACCACUGCACAGGCGUUGAUCCACUCCUAUGCCACAGAUUGCACGCCGCCUGAGAAGAGAAGCGUAGCAUUUGGCUUAUUUCACGGUAUCCUGUUCCUUGGAAUAUCGAUUGGACCCAGCGGAGCUGCCCUGAUCAUUAAGAAGACUGGAAGUUCGCUACUAGUAUUCUACCUCGGGGUUUCAUUGCACAUAUUAUUUUGCCUCGCUAUAGCCUUCAUCGUGCCGGAGUCACUUUCCAAGCAACGGCAGCUCGCAGCUCGUGAGCUUCAUCACAAGAAACAGGCCGGCACGGAUGCGACACGUUGGUAUUCCUGGAGGUCACUCAACCCGAUAAACCUCUUCACACCACUAGGUAUUCUUCUGCCCGCCGUUGGACGACCAAGUACUCUAUUUCCCAAUCGAAAGGGUGCCACGCCAGCUCUUCGGCGGAACAUCAUUUUGCUCUCCACGCUGGACACGGUGGUCUUUAGCGUUGCUCUCGGCACGGCAAGUGUUAUUAUCAUCUAUGCCGAGUUGAUAUUCAACUGGGGCAAUGUCGAAUCUAGUCUAUUUAUCUCGAUAGUGAACAUCAUCCGCGUGGUCAAUCUAUUCGUUGUUCUCCCUAUCAUUGCCCGAUUUUUCCGCACAUCAGUUGAGGAUGACGGUGUGAUUCGUGGAUCUGACAGUCUUGACAUUUUCAUCAUCCGUUUAUCGAUUGUUUUCGAUGUUCUUGGCUAUAUUGUAUACGCAAUGGCAAGAGAUCCCAAGGUUAUGAUUCUGGCAGGCGUGGUCACCUCACUUGGCGGAAUGGGAUCACCGACUCUGCAAUCAUCUCUUACGAAGCAUGUCCCUCAUGAGCGCGUUGGGCAAAUGCUCGGGGCCACAGGUCUUUUGCAUGCUCUUGCCCGGGUUGUUGGACCUACCAUCUUCAAUACGAUUUACAGCCUGACCGUCACAACCUACCCCCAGGCAGUCUUCGUGUGUCUUGUGGUGGCCUUUGGGUGUGUACUCUUUGCGAGCUUCUUUAUCAAAUCAUACGUUACCCUUGAUCAUGAAAUCGAGCCUGACUUGGCAGUUGAGGCUAAUGAAGAUGGAGAGAGCGAACACGAUCAGCUAUUGGUACGCUGA
Penicillium taxi is the source of this 1737-nucleotide messenger RNA. RefSeq names its product putative tetracycline-efflux transporter. Bases 1 to 1737 code for a protein of 578 amino acids. NCBI's taxonomy places the organism in Eukaryota, Fungi, Ascomycota, Eurotiomycetes, Eurotiales, Aspergillaceae. Gene Ontology annotation, biological process: transmembrane transport. The record is from RefSeq and is a predicted model, not a curated record. Gene Ontology annotation, cellular component: membrane. Gene Ontology annotation, molecular function: transmembrane transporter activity. The transcript has 3 exons.